CUCUCCGCCCCCCGCCCUCUCCUUCCCUCCCAGUGGCGGCCUCCCUCCCUCCCCCCACCCCGCCCGCCUGCCCGCCUGCCACCUCCCCCCGGUUUCUCAUUCCUGCCACUAGCGCGCUCAGCGGCUCAUUCCGCGGCCGCCGCCAGCCGAGGGGAGCGUUGCUGGCCGAGGAGCAGAUUCCGCGGGGGCCGCUCGCAGCCGCCGCUGACUUGUGAAUGGGAUCCGGACUGGGGCUGGGGCUGACACUGCUGCGCUCGCCCUGCGCCGGGUACAGCCGGCCCGGAGGUCGCGCCCACCCGCAAGGGCCCCAGAAAUCACUGUGUUUUCAGCUUCAUGGCCCUGUGAUGUCAUUUCUAUUGCCAUUUGUUGAGUGACCAAUCAGAUGGGUGGAUUGUGUUAUAGAAAUUGGCAGCAAGUUUCCAAUGGGUGAAGAAGAAGCCGACGGAGGACGUGGGCAGCUCUGACGUGAUGAGCUCAGCGAGCCGGGACAUUCCGUUCCAGGAGAGGUCUGCGUGACGCGUCUGGGAGGCCACCCUUGGGAAGACCCACACAGGGUCGGUGGAAGGGGUGACAGCCACAUUCGCCUGUGCCUACCACGUAACCAAAAAUGAAGGAGAACUACUGUUUACAAGCUGUCCUGGUGUGCCUGGGUGUGCUAUGCCACAGCCAGGCCUUGGCCACGGAGCGGCGCGGCCACCUGCGGCCCUCCUUCCACGGGCACCACGAGAAGGGCAAGGAGGGGCAGGUGCUGCAGCGCUCCAAGCGGGGCUGGGUCUGGAACCAGUUCUUCGUGAUAGAGGAAUACACCGGGCCUGACCCGGUGCUCGUGGGCAGGCUUCAUUCGGAUAUUGACUCUGGUGAUGGGAACAUUAAAUACAUUCUCUCAGGUGAAGGAGCUGGAACCAUUUUUGUGAUUGAUGACAAAUCAGGGAAUAUUCAUGCCACCAAGACACUGGAUCGAGAGGAAAGGGCCCAGUACACGCUGAUGGCUCAGGCGGUGGACAGGGACACCAACAGGCCCCUGGAGCCGCCGUCAGAAUUCAUCGUCAAGGUCCAGGACAUUAAUGACAACCCUCCGGAGUUCCUGCACGAGACCUACCACGCCAACGUGCCCGAGAGGUCCAACGUGGGAACGUCAGUAAUCCAGGUGACAGCUUCAGAUGCAGAUGACCCCACCUAUGGCAAUAGUGCCAAGCUAGUGUACAGCAUCCUGGAAGGACAGCCCUACUUCUCCGUGGAGGCACAGACAGGUAUCAUCAGAACAGCCCUGCCCAACAUGGACAGGGAAGCCAAGGAGGAGUACCACGUGGUGAUCCAGGCCAAGGACAUGGGGGGACACAUGGGCGGACUCUCAGGAACGACCAAAGUGACCAUCACACUGACUGACGUCAAUGACAACCCACCAAAGUUUCCGCAGAGCGUGUACCAGAUGUCUGUGUCAGAAGCAGCUGUCCCUGGGGAGGAGGUAGGAAGAGUCAAGGCUAAAGACCCAGACAUUGGUGAAAAUGGCUUAGUCACAUACAAUAUCGUUGAUGGAGACGGGAUGGAAUGGUUUGAAAUCACAACGGACUAUGAAACGCAGGAGGGCGUGGUCAAGCUGAAAAAGCCCGUAGAUUUUGAAACCAAAAGAGCAUAUAGCCUGAAGGUAGAGGCAGCCAACGUGCACAUCGACCCAAAGUUCAUCAGCAACGGGCCUUUCAAGGACACAGUGACGGUCAAGAUCGCUGUUGAAGAUGCCGAUGAGCCUCCUAUGUUCUUGGCCCCGAGUUACAUCCAUGAAGUCCAAGAAAAUGCAGCUGCUGGCACUGUGGUUGGGAGAGUCCAUGCCAAAGACCCCGAUGCUGCCAACAGCCCGAUAAGGUAUUCAAUCGAUCGUCAUACUGACCUCGACAGGUUUUUCACUAUUAAUCCAGAGGAUGGUUUUAUUAAAACUACCAAACCUCUGGAUAGAGAGGAAACUGCCUGGCUCAACAUCUCUGUCUUUGCAGCAGAAAUCCACAACCGGCAUCAGGAAGCCAAAGUCCCAGUGGCCAUCAGGGUCCUUGAUGUCAAUGAUAACGCUCCCAAGUUUGCUGCCCCUUAUGAAGGCUUCAUCUGUGAGAGUGAUCAGACCAAGCCACUCUCCAACCAGCCAAUUGUUACAAUUAGUGCGGAUGACAAGGACGACACAGCCAAUGGACCAAGAUUUAUUUUCAGCCUACCCCCUGAAAUCAUUCACAAUCCAAAUUUCACAGUCAGAGACAACAGAGAUAACACAGCUGGGGUGUAUGCCCGGCGCGGAGGCUUCAGUCGGCAGAAGCAGGAUUUAUACCUUCUGCCCAUCGUGAUCAGCGACGGUGGAUUCCCGCCCAUGAGCAGCACCAACACCCUCACCAUCAAAGUCUGCGGGUGCGACGUGAACGGCGCACUGCUCUCGUGCAACGCGGAGGCCUACAUGCUCAACGCUGGCCUGAGCACCGGUGCGCUCAUCGCCAUCCUGGCCUGCAUCGUCAUUCUGCUGGUCAUUGUAGUAUUGUUUGUGACUCUGAGAAGGCAAAAGAAGGAACCACUCAUUGUUUUUGAGGAAGAAGAUGUCCGAGAGAACAUCAUUACCUAUGAUGACGAAGGUGGCGGGGAGGAAGACACAGAAGCCUUUGACAUUGCCACCCUCCAGAAUCCUGAUGGUAUUAAUGGAUUUAUUCCUCGCAAAGACAUAAAACCGGAGUAUCAGUACAUGCCUAGACCCGGGCUGCGGCCAGCGCCCAACAGCGUGGACGUCGAUGACUUCAUCAACACGAGAAUACAGGAGGCAGAUAACGACCCCACUGCACCUCCUUAUGACUCCAUCCAAAUCUAUGGUUAUGAAGGCAGGGGCUCAGUGGCUGGGUCCCUGAGCUCUUUAGAGUCGGCCACCACAGAUUCAGACUUGGACUAUGACUAUCUACAGAACUGGGGACCUCGAUUUAAGAAACUAGCAGACUUGUAUGGUUCCAAAGACACUUUUGAUGACGAUUCUUAACAAUAACGAUACAAAUUUGGCCUUAAGAACUGUGUCUGGCGUUCUCAAGAAUCUAGAAGAUGUGUAAACAGGUAUUUUUUUAAAUCCAGGAAAGGCUCAUUUAAAACAAGCAAAGUUUUACAGAGAGGAUACAUUUCAUAAAACUGCAAGGACAUCAAAGUGGUAAAUACUGUGAAUUACCUUUUCUCACACACACAAAAAGGCAAAUAUUGAAGUUGUUUAUCAACUUCGCUGGAGAAAAACCACUUGGCAUACACAAUAUUUAAAGGAAGAACUCUAAUGCCGAACUGACAAUGAAGGGAAAUCGUGUACGUGUUACGAACACCUAAGUCAUUUCUUCUUUUUUAAUUUGUCAAAGAUGCUUCCACAAAAUUAGAAGGGACAACAGUUCUGAGCUGUAAUUUCGCCUUAAACUAUGGACACUCUAUAUGUAGUGCAUUUUUAAACUUGAAAUAUAUAAUAUUCAGCCAGCUUAAACCCAUACAAUGUAUGUACAAUACAAUGUACAAUUAUGUCCCCUGAGCAUCAAUCUUGUUACUGCUGAUUCUUGUAAAUCUUUUUGCUUCUACCUUCAUCUUAAACUAAUAUGUGCCAGAUAUAACUGUCUUGUUUCAGUGAGAGACGCCCUAUUUCUAUGUCAUUUUUAAUGUAUCUAUUUGUACAAUUUUAAAGUUCUUAUUUUAGUAUACAUACAAAUAUCAGUAUUCUGACAUGUAAGAAAAUGUUACGGCAUCACACUUAUAUUUUAUGAACAUUGUACUGUUGCUUUAAUAUAAGCUUCAAUAUAAGAAGCAACCUUUGAAAUAAAAGAAAAGAUUCUUUUUUAAUUCUGGGUUUGAUUCUUAACAAGGAAAAAGAUUUUGAGUAUUUCUAAUGAUCCGUUUCUAUCUCUAAUUUAAUUGUGAUCUUUUUAGUAACCCUAUUUAUGACCUGUUGUAGUCUAUCUGCAGCUUGUAUUGUUUAUUUAAAAUCAAGUAUGUUUUACAAAUUUUUUUUUCAGCAAGAUUCUGUAACAUCGUGUAAAGCUUAUUUUAUUUUAUUUUUUAUUUUUUUGGUACAUUCUCGGUGUUAACCUCCUGGCUUCUCUUUGCAUACAUCUUCUGAUAAAAGAAGGAUGCUAAAGAAAUAGGUCAGUCUAUGACUUUGCAAUAUGUUUUAUAUAAUAUACGUUUAUCUUGUGUAUCAGUAAUUUGGUGGUUGUGAGAGACAAAUCCAUGAGGGAACAGAACUGUCACAACUCUAAUGUUCCAGGCACAGAUUCUGUAUCCUACACGGAAAAUUUGGAAGUUGGAAGAGUGAAGCGUCAAAACUAUAAAUUUGCCCCAGACUCCAAUGUUAAUUCUAUUUUUCCAUACACUGAACUUACCAGGCUACUGUAAGAUGCUGACAGUUGAAACUGCUUAUUUUUCCUCCUGUAAUUUUAACUUCCCUUGAAAUGAUGUGGUAUUUUAAGUUUUGCUAAGAGAAAAGAUUGAUUCAUUCCAAAAACUUUUAUUGAGAAUAUGCCUAGGACCAUAAGCUCAGAAUAAGGGCAGGGACCAUUUGUGAGUCUGAAGGUCAACACCAUUUAAUCUGUGAGUUUAUUUACAGUCUUCUGCCACCGCAGCUAGUUUCUUGGGAUGUAUGUGAAGGAUAUUUCACCUGUUCAGUUGGGCCAAAGGUCAAAUCAUAGCAAUACUGGGGGAUAGACCCCACAAAGUCAUGCUGCAAAUGUUUUCUUUCUUUGCCCCUGAGCACAGGGCAUGUUACUUUUUCUUGGAUUGCAGACACUUUUUAGAUGAUCCUCUUCUUUCCUUCUCUAUUACGAAAGUUUGUUUCACGCAUUUCUUGAUAUCCUGUUAUAUACCAGUUUUUAUGACUCAGUCAACGUGCGUACAAAGAGAAAUGUUUUUAUGAAGUGCUAGCUUCCAUUUUACUUUUCAUUUAAAUCCAAUUGGGCUGAACACUUCAAUGGAAUAAAUUCUGUGGACGUUGUCACUUUAGAAUCAUCUCGGUGAAGGAUUGCACAUUCUCAAUACUUUCAUAAUUGCAGGUUGUAUUCAUUUUUUAUAUAGUUCUUUGUAAUCCAAAGAAUAUUUUGCUAGAUUUGCACAGAUCUCCAAUUGAAUUUGAAAUGAAGAAAUAAGUCAAAAGGAACAUGAAUAGCAUUGAAACAAGUGUACAGCUGUAAGUAACCCUCUCACCAGGGAUGAUCCUUUUUUCUAGAAAUGUAUCUGGAUUAGAUUUGACAACUACAUUUUCACAUUUUUAUGUUUAAGUGUUUUUUUUUUUUAAGGCUGUCUACUUUUCAAUAGUUAAAUAUACUUGUUUUUCUCUCUUCUUUUGAUCUUUUUAAACAUUUUAAGCCUCUGUUGUGUGUAGAACCAUUUUAGAAGCUUGGAAAUAAAAUGUCUUUCCCAA
This is a messenger RNA of Nycticebus coucang (slow loris), 5398 nucleotides long. It is a transcript of the gene CDH11, whose product is annotated as cadherin 11. Lineage: Eukaryota; Metazoa; Chordata; Mammalia; Primates; Lorisidae. Gene Ontology annotation, cellular component: adherens junction; plasma membrane; catenin complex. The record is from RefSeq and is a predicted model, not a curated record. Gene Ontology annotation, biological process: cell-cell junction assembly; homophilic cell-cell adhesion; cell morphogenesis. Gene Ontology annotation, molecular function: calcium ion binding; cadherin binding. The coding region runs from base 608 to 2998 and encodes 796 amino acids. The transcript has 13 exons.